Molecule: messenger RNA, 1338 nt
Organism: Nerophis lumbriciformis (worm pipefish)
Lineage: Eukaryota; Metazoa; Chordata; Actinopteri; Syngnathiformes; Syngnathidae
Source: RefSeq, a predicted model, not a curated record
AUGCAGGAAUCUCCAGGGGCUAUGGGUGUAGAUGGCAGUUACACCAGCAAUGUUCCAGCUUUUCUCACCAAACUGUGGACUCUUGUGGAGGAUCCAGACACCAACCACCUUAUCUGUUGGAGUGCUACUGGAACCAGUUUCCAUGUGUUUGACCAGGGUCGAUUUGCCAAGGAAGUUUUACCGAAGUACUUCAAACACAAUAAUAUGGCAAGCUUUGUCCGGCAGCUCAACAUGUAUGGCUUUCGUAAAGUUGUAAAUAUUGAGCAAAGUGGUCUGGUCAAGCCCGAGAGAGAUGAUACAGAGUUCCAACAUUUGUACUUCCUCCAAGGGCAUGAACAUAUGCUGGAACACAUCAAGAGGAAGGUAUCAAUAGUGAAGAGCGAAGAGACCAAAGUUCGUCAAGAGGACCUCAGUAAACUACUGUAUGAAGUUCAGUUACUAAGAACACAACAGGACAACAUGGAGUGUCAGAUGCAGGACAUGAAGCAGCAGAAUGAGGUUCUGUGGAGGGAAGUGGUCUCACUCAGACAAAAUCACUCGCAGCAACAGAAGGUCAUGAACAAGCUAAUUCAGUUUCUGUUCAGCCAGAUGCAGUCCAAAACACCCGGCACUGUAAGCUUGAAGAGAAAGCUGCCAUUAAUGUUGGAUGAUGGAUCUGUUAGCCCACCUGCCACCAAGUUCAGCCAUAAUAACCCGAUGGAACCAAUGCAGGAACCGUUCUACAUCCAAUCGCCAUCUAGUGAUGUUGCUUCGUGUUCUACAACUGGGCUAACAAGUGGACCGAUCAUAUCAGAUGUAACAGACAUGUCCCAAGCCAACAUGUCUCUACAGAUGCAGUCUGAUGAGACCAGAGAAAAGUGCCUGAUGCUAAUCAAAGAAGAGCCUGUGAGCCCAGGAGUGAGAGGAGUGAAAGGAGGCAGUGUUGGUGGAGUAGACACACUAGCAUUGACCUCCUCCUGUGAGGUCUGCCCCUCAGAACCUCCCGUCCUUCCUGUUGCAAUGGUGCAGUCUGUCUUGGAGGGAAGAGUUCCAACUUCAUCUAUGACAGAGAGGAAGACUAAGAGAGCUGCUAUAGAAAGGUAAGAGCUUUCAGUGGAUUGUGCUACUGAUGCAGUGGAAAAUAUGGACAUGAGCCUGGAGGAGUUGCAGCAGCUCAUACUCAGGAGCCAUCCGCAGAGUAAUAUGGAUCCAGGGACCAGUUCUGUUAUUGAUCCCUUCAGUGUUAACCUUCCUCUGCCUGAAUGGAGCUUUAAUGAGAUGGAGUCCAACCUUAAAUCAUAUGUGUUCCAAAACCAUGAACCUGAGGCUUUUCCAGCAUCUGCUUGUGAAAAACAGUGA